UUUUGGAAUUUGCCUUUGAUCAACUUAAGGGCGUAAAAUCGGAGUUUCCAGCAUAGAGUGAGGUAACAUAACCUGGAUUCGGAGACUUCUUUGAGCAUACGUUUUUGAUUACACGUGUCUUUCUGCCUAGAGGGGAUAAUAAAGAUAGGUCUCUGCAGCAAGAAACGGCAUAUUGUCUGGUUUCAUCAUGGAUUUCAGAAGUGCGCGACUACUGCUCUUCCUUCUACUUGUUGUGCACGUCUCGUGCCAAGAAAAUACCCCCAAGAGAAGAAACGGGAAAAAAGAAGGGGCGAAUGCGGCUGCCAUUGAGGAGCUGAGGAAACAGAUCGAUGACAUCCUGCAGGAGCUAAGCCUGCUGAAGGAACAGCAAGCCCUGCAAACAGUCUGCCUGAAGGGAACCAAGAUCCACGGCAAGUGUUUCCUGGCAGACGGCAAAAAGAAGCCGUACCACACUGCCAGCGAGGACUGCAUCGCCAAAGGGGGCGUCCUCAGUACUCCGCUGACAGGCGACGAGAACGACCAACUCUACGACUACGUGCGCAGGAGCAUCGGGCCUGAGGAACACGUGUGGCUGGGCAUCAACGACAUGUUGACAGAGGGCAGCUGGCUGGACCAGACGGGCUCCAGCGUGCGCUUCAAGAACUGGGAGACGGAGAUCACCCACCAGCCGGUCGGCGGGCGCGCCCACAACUGCGCCGUGCUCUCCACCACCGCCAAUGGGAAGUGGUUCGACGAGAAUUGCCGUGCUGAAAAGGCGUCUGUCUGUGAAUUCAACAUCGUCUAAACACUUCAAAACGUACCCCCAAUGAAAAAGUAUCAAUAAUAAUGUGAAAAAUCCUGAGGGUAAGGACUAUAUUUUUAAUACAUUGUGUACAUAUAUUGAAAAGUAUAGUUCUUAAGUCUUGGAUUUUACAUUAUAAAGCAUAGGGCUGCCACUAGUGUUACAGGUCAUCAUUUUUUAUGCUACUCAUUCUUUCUUUAGGUAGGGCAUGCAAUGACCAUGCCACUUAGCUUUAAGGAGGGAGCAUCAUAACUUUGCAGUAAGUCAGCAUCUUGUUUGCAUAGUGUGUCCACAAUACUACCAUUCAUUUAGUUGACAAGAACAGAACCAAAAACUGUUGGAACUACUCAAGUACUUGCCCUCUAUCCUAUGCUUACUUUAAUUCAUUCAUUUAUUUGAUAGGAUAGCAACAAAAUUAACACUGACAUAUUGCAGAAUACAAAUUUCAGGUGCAUGUUUUCGUUUUAUAGAUUUUGACCACGUAGCUUGCAACAUCUGUGCUGAGAUGGGCACUUAAGUUAGGAAAAAAGAGGAAAGAAAAAAAGGGUGUUCAG
Megalops cyprinoides (Indo-Pacific tarpon) is the source of this 1335-nucleotide messenger RNA. It is a transcript of the gene clec3ba, whose product is annotated as C-type lectin domain family 3, member Ba. The coding region runs from base 188 to 784 and encodes 198 amino acids. Lineage: Eukaryota; Metazoa; Chordata; Actinopteri; Elopiformes; Megalopidae. The record is from RefSeq and is a predicted model, not a curated record. The transcript is spliced from 3 exons.